Molecule: messenger RNA, 6892 nt
Organism: Zootoca vivipara (common lizard)
Lineage: Eukaryota; Metazoa; Chordata; Lepidosauria; Squamata; Lacertidae
Gene: PLCXD2
Product: phosphatidylinositol specific phospholipase C X domain containing 2
Biological process (GO): lipid metabolic process
Molecular function (GO): phosphoric diester hydrolase activity
Source: RefSeq, a predicted model, not a curated record
CCGCGCGCUGUGAUGUAAGCGGGGAGGGCGUGGCCGCCGCUCGAGCCCCUGGCGGAGGGAGCGCGAGGUCAGGCGUGCUGAGAGAGCCCCUUUGGAGCGAAGGCGGGAUUAAGCCGCUUGUCUGAGGCAGAGGAGGCGGCGAGGCAGCCGCUCGGAGCAUGGCAGAAAGGGAGCCGCGGGCGCUGGCUGACCCAGAGCGCGGCAGGUGGACGAGACCUCCGAGGAGGCGCCGCCGCUGCUGACGAAGACUUGGGUGAAGCGGCGAGCCAGAGCAGCGACGGGCGACGGAGCACCGCGGAGAGGAUGGCGCUGGAAAGCAGCAGCGCGCACUGGAUGGGCUCCUUGCCGUCCGCCCUCAGCGCCCUUCCUCUGGCCAAUCUGGCCAUCCCAGGGUCACAUGAUUCCUUCAGCUACUGGGUUGAUGAGAAAUCUCCUGUGGGACCAGAUCAAGCCACAGCGAUCAAGCGGUUGGCUAAAAUCUCUUUGGUGAGGAAGGUAAUGAAGAAAUGGUCAGUGACACAAAACCUAACAUUCAAGGAGCAGCUUGAAGGUGGAAUCCGCUACUUUGACCUCCGUGUAUCUUCCAAACCAGGUGAAGCAGGACAAGAAAUCUACUUCAUACAUGGCUUGUUUGGAAUCAAAGUAUGGGAUGGGCUGAUGGAGAUCAACACCUUCCUAGAACACCACCCUAAGGAAGUGAUCUUCCUGGAUUUCAACCAUUUCUACGCUAUGGGUAACAACCACCAUGCAUACCUGAUCAGUAGGAUCCAAGAGGUUUUUGGAUCGAGACUCUGCCCCAAGGAGUGUGUGGAAAACGUCACAUUACAAAACCUCUGGGAAAAGCAGCAGCAGGUUCUCAUUUUCUACCAUCAUUGUCUCUAUGAACAAUAUCCCUUUCUGUGGCCAGGGAAUAAAAUCCCAGCACCAUGGGCAAAUACGACCAAUGUACAUAAACUGCUGCAGUUCUUGGACACUACUCGUGGGGAACGGGCAAAACACGGAACUUUCCAUGUUUCUCAAGCUAUUCUUACGCCAAGGGUCAAAACCAUUGCACGGAAUCUCAUCCGUGGCCUGAAAAACACACUUGUUCACAAGAAUCUCCCUUCGAUUCUGGACUGGGUGAAGCUGCAGAAACCAGGCGUCAUGGGCGUUAACAUAAUUACAUCAGAUUUUGUGGAGCUAGUUGACUUUGCAGCUACCGUAAUUGCAUUGAAUGACCUUCUCCUAGAAGACCACGAUUCCUGACAACAGGAGAAGUUUUAAUGUGGGAACGGUGUCCAGUCAUAUCAAGAACUUUCUUUCAAGCUCUCUCUCCACCUAUCAGUUUUGCUGUUUCACACAAUGCCAAGGCACAAGGCUACGUGUUGAUUGGACUGCACAGUCCUCAACAGCAUGGCUUCCUUCGUCCCUGUGCUGCAUGUAUGGCUGCUCUGCCUACAUCUGCUGAAUUACAGAAUGUGAUGCCGGCUGGACACUCCAACAUCUGUAAAUCAUUAGCAGGAGCCUCUCUCUAGACUUGCUGAGUUUGUGCAUCCUGCAUGUUAUGAAACCCAGGAGCCCAACUCUAAAGAUAAUUAUUGAACUCUUAAGUACACAUUUACCAGACUAGCCAAAAGAUUUUGUUCUUGGCGACAACAGUCAGGCAUGUGCUCUGCUUUCUUCCUUUCAGCUGUACUGUAUAUUAAACUACCUCAGUCACUAAAAUACAAAGCACAAACAGCGUCUCAAUUGCUAAGAGUGAUCUUUAUGUAAAUAUAGUACCGUGUAUGAGUUUUUAAGAGUUUAUUGUAAGGUAUAAAUGAAGUUUUUAAACCUCUUUCUUUCUUUUACUUGAACUCUUAAUUUAAUAUAUUAAGAAAAUUUGGUAAAUUAAAACUAUUAGAACAGAAAGAUGGGUAUUUUAAAAUACAAUGAUAUUUAUUUUGUAGCAAUUGGAAUAUCUAUGGUGGUAUGAAGUACAACAGGAAUGUAAUAAGUUUGUGGAUUUUGUAGGAAAUGUUUCCCAGAUUGUGUACCACAAUCUGGUGGGUGAUGAAAGAAGAUAUAAUUGUGCAUCUCUCAGCAAGUCUGACCUUGCCUUCCCCAAUUAGCCACCUUCUGAGGGAAGUUAAUUCUGCUGUGAGUUUUGCACCAGCUGUAGCAGAAUAUUUCAAAUACUCCCCUAUGCAGAGUUGGAGCAAUUUUUCUACCAUUAGGGGAGUUUGUUACAUCUUUGCAUGAAUUGCUUCAUUGCCCUGGCCUCCUUCCAGUCAGAAGAUGAACCCAGAUCAGAAGGUGAAGAUGGGUAAUCUUUGCUCUUACACUCUCUGAAAGUAACCCUCUUUUGGUGUUAAAAUUUUUAAAGUGAAGUUUGGUCAUCAGAAGUUGGGGGGCGGGACAUGUGAGCACUCAUGGACAUUUCCUACAGAAUCCAUAUGAGUUUUGCAUUCCUAUAUAAUGUGUGUGCAGUUUGGUGGCGGAUGACUAAGAUCAAAACUACUUUUAUGUUGGCAGAAGUUUGCUUAUUUUCUUGUUUGUCUCCAAGACAGUAUGCAAUAUAUAUAGGGUUUCUAUGAGCCUUAGGUGGGUCAAUGUUGCCCCUCCAAUAUUUGACUCAAAAGUUUGCUGGUGCUGCUACAUCUGCUGCUUUCGUAACCCAAUAUCUAACAUGUAGCAGCUUAAUUUAUUUUAAGUUUCACAUAUGAAUAUGUGAUUAGUGUCUCUUUUUGAAUUUUGUACUUGAUGGGUAAAAACAUUUGUGUUGACUUUGAUAACUUCCUGUUUGGAAGUUCUUCCCUUUAGGGUUAGAUCUAUCCGCUGUUAUUAUAUAAUUUUAAUGGACCUUCAGGGAAAAGCAGAUUUGCUGAAAGGAAUUUCAGCUUCAGAUCUCAGGCUUGCAAUGAUUGCAAAUGAUGCCCCCCAAAAAUCCAGGUUUCAAAUCUGGUGGCUUGAGUUUUCUUUUAUGUCCAUUCCUCAUGCUAGGAACCAUUUCAACCCGUGUGAAUUAGUUUGAACAGGAAAUGAAGGCAUUAUUUUCCUGCCUUUCUAAAGGGCUUUCACAGGUAUAUACAGAGCCCGAGUUUCUGUUCAUUUUAUGAACCUACUUGGAAUCACUGGGCUUAAUAGUAGUGAUUUAAGGUGGACAUGUGGUUGUGUUUUCUUUCUUUCUUCAUCUCAGCUUAUAUUUAUUUGUACAUAAUAGUUUGAUAUAACAAAAUGUGGUUGUUGAGCAAACAGUGUAGCAACGAAAACUGGCAUGAGGGAUUUCCUUUUGAAACUGAAGCAUUUGCACAGCAGGACUUUGAAGGUAUUUGAUGGUUUUGUCACCAGUAAAGAGAAAAUAAUUGAUGGUCAGGGACAAGUGCUUAAGAUUUUGAGGUCUAUUCCUAAUGAGAUCCCAUUACCAUAUGGAGGGGACAUACUUGUUGCAAGUCUCAGGGUGAGAGACAAGUUCACACAGGUUCCCUUUGAAUAGACAACUCCACACCUGAACUUGUUUAUACCAUUCAAGAAGUGAAUCAGUGGUUGGAAGAGUCAAACACUGAUUUGUUUGGAACAUGUAACUAUAUGAUCUCACCUUUCAGUAAAAAUGAAGUGACCUGUGAAGGAAUCACAGUGGUGUGACUGAAACUGCCUGGAAUUUCCUAUUUGUGUAGACAGAGGUAGUUGCUGAGAAAAGAUUUGAUAAUGACCUCUGGUUCUUGAUCAGGUAUGUGGAUACUUUGAUGUGGAGUUGAAACAGACAUGUAUGCAGUUGGGUUUGAUAGCUGCCUGUAUUAAGAUGGUGAGUUUGUUCUAUUUACUUGGUAUUUAUUUGAGUUUGUUUUCAGUCCUACCAUGGAAGUUUCAGAGCAAAAGUAUAAUUCAGAGCAAAUGAAAAUAUAAGAAAGGUAUAUUUUGAUAUCUUUGAUAUGACCAGUUGAACUCUGUCAGAACACCAUAUGUUAAUGCUAGAAGACUCUCAGUGUGGGGCCUCAUUAAACUUUUUCACAUGAUAAAGUCACCACAUGGUGAUUUUUGUGAUGUCUUGUUUUGCACGAUCAAUAUUUCAUUUGGUUGCUUCCUCAGUGUUUGGUGAGAGGUGGUACGCUCUGUCCUGGUUCACAUGCAGUGUUGAUUUUAAUAUACAUGAGCAAUCUGAUCCUCCUCCACUUCUGUGUUGCACAGCAGAGGAAGCAAAGCAGAAUCUGGUGUCAGUGUGAACCUGGGAAAACAAGCCAGACUCUGCCUUGUUUCCUCUCCCAGACAGCAGCAGGGAAGGAACAAAGUCCUUGCAUACAUUUAAAGCUACCAUUUACUUUAAACUAUGGUUUGAUGUUGUGGGCAAAUGCAGUCCCUGAGCAAGUUGGCUUUAAUUGGAUUAAAGUUAGACCUGGCAUGCUAAAUAUCAUGCCUCAUUGCAUGAAGAUGAGUUGCUACAUGGAAAUCUGUACUUGGUCUGUGUCUGUUUUCUUGAGAAAGGGGGUUAUAUAACUCGAACAGUUACUGUGAAUUUCAUUUGCUGUCCUUUUCAUUUGAGCUUGGUGUAUAAUAAAACAAGUCCUCUUGGUGAUCAGAAGCAUAGCAACUAGACAUAAAACAGGAGGCUGUUUUCUGGUUUAUGAAGGACCUAAUCUAUUUGAUUCCUCUGGCUUAAUAAGUGUCCCUUGAGCAUAGUCUGUCCUCCACUCCUUUUCAGAAAGAACAUUUAAGGCUGAAAUCUGGCACAAGUGCAGAUUUCCACAACACAGCUUUGUGAAUUGGCUCUCUUGUGGAGAUGGGGAGGGUAUAUGAUUAAAACCCACCUGAAUCUUACUGUGGGUCGCCAACAGCUUUUCAGAGGAAGUUUGCAGAACUAGGACCACUCAUGUGGUUUGUAGUAUUUAUCAUUUGCCAUUAGAGUCAUGCAGAAUACAUUUAAGAGCAAAGGUAUCAAAGGCACAAAAAUAAGGCCAAGUAUGUCAAUCUUAUUUCAAUUCUUACCAACUUUAGGCUGGGAUUUUAUUGUGCAAUUUAGUGGUUGUGCAGAUGAGACCUUGUGAUAUAAAGGGAUUGGAUUUUUUUAAUGGUUAUUUAUUCUUCUGUUAAUUUAUUGUGUAGGCUUCUGUAAAUUAUUGCAUUUGGAAUUGUUAUGGGCCAUAUUAUGUUGUGAAUUGUUAUGGACUGCAUAAAAUGUUGUUUUAAUGAAUCAGAAUAAAUAUUAUACUUUGUCCAGUGCCUAGCACAGUAAGCCCUAGUACUUGGGGCAACUUGAUGCAUUCCUGCAGCCAGAAAUAUACAAGGGUGGUGGUGAGAGUUUGGUUGUCUCAAUUAGCAUGAAUAUGCUUAUCACUAUGGUUUUGGCUGACCAAAGCAAUGGGUGAUCGGACACUUAACAAAAGUGCUCAAAUGGUCUUUAAUGUCCUGGAACUCCUUUGCAGUCUUGGAAAUGUGACAACCAUCCAAGUUGCAGGGGUGGAACAGAGAAACAGCUAGAAACAUUUUGAUUUUGAAGCAGACAGGCAGAUCAGGUGGGAAAAAGCUAUGAGCCAGCUAAAGGGAAAGCAUAUUUGUGUGCAGAAUCUCUCUCUUUAAGACAGCGUUUCUCAACCACUGUUCCGCGGUACACUAGUGUGCCGCGAGACGCUGGCUGGUGUGCCGCGACGUACGGCAACGAGAAGGGCGAUUUGCAUUGUCACGUGCCUGGCGGCCGCCAAUGCACUACACUCACCCACCGGACGGCUUGUGAAGCCUUAUUACAGGAGAUUGCAACCAACACAGCAAUUGGCAAGUGUUUCUUACAGUCAUAAUUAUAGUCAAUAUAGGGCGGCACAGAGUUAAAUUUUUUAACUUUUUUAAUGGUGGUGUGCCUCGUGAUUUUUUUCACGGAACAAGUGUGCUGUGGCCCAAAAAAGGUUGAGAAACACUACUUUAAGAACCCAAUGCAUGGUUAGCAAAUGUGCUGUCUGGUUUUGGAGUCUAUUUGCUUCUACUAUGCAAUGCUGAUAUGAGAAAGACUCUGUAAGAAUUUGUGUUCUAUCAGGUUAAAAUUUAACAGAAAAUAUGAGAGAUUUUUGUUUGAUUUUCACAGUGUAGCCCAUGAAAUAUAUCCUUAUGGUCCAUAAGCAAUCUGCAGCUAAUACUUUUUGCUACAAAGAAAAGUAAUAGAAGAAUAUCUGAAAAGGUCUAUUAGGAUGUCAAGUAUUUAUUAUGACUAUUUAUUUCCUAUAAGUACCUGAUAUCUGACUUUCUGUGAGCUACACACUUUUUUUGUCUGAUGUCUUUCUUUAAUUGCCUUUGAUUCUUUUCCUGAAAAAGUAUAGAUUUCAUUUUUUCCCCUCUCCAGAAUGUUGACUGUUCCAAGUCGACUUGGUUCAUUGUACCUUGCGUUUUCUAUUUCAAAACUCCUGGGUAUUGUAAAGCCAGUAUACCUCACUUUAUUUCCGUACGUAAAAUUUGGGGCUACAUCUGUUCCUACAAUUUACUCGGUGUUUUGUUUCUAAUUGUGAAAUUUCUAACUUUAUAUGUGUAUGUGCACCAUGACUGAAUACAAUGGAAUUAUUCUGUUAAUUGUUCAAUUGUAAUAAAAUUAUUUUGAUUAUUUCUUUCUGUUGUGCAAAGCAAUUACAGGAAAUGUACAACUUUUCUUCCAACAUCUUAUAAAUGCAGAUAACAAUAAACAGAUGAAUUCACAUUAGAAAGAAGUUUGUUGUAUAGAUUGCAAAGUUGUGUGCUAUCUAAUUCAGGAGUAGCUGACCUUUUUGACCUGGUGGGUGCAUUUGCAGGCCAGAGGAAACGUCAUGGGCACCACACCCAUUCCAUAACACUCUCCAUCCCAAGUGUUAACCUCCCCACCCCCCACCCCUUGCACUUCAUGCGACUAUUAGACUUGGUAGGGAAUGCCUUCUGUUGUCUAAGGAAGGCUUCUUUCAAGUGUGAUUUCAGCAGAGGGAGA